UCCCUUCUUUCGCCCGGCGCUCGCCUUGGGUUGGCGCCGGCGCGGUUGGCCUUUACUCCCGUCCCGGAAGGGAUCUUCGCUCCCACAGUCCCUUGCGCCCUCCUUUCCGGUGUAGGCCCGGGCAGGUGUUGCACAGAUGGCUCCUGCAAAGAAAGGUGGUGAGAAGAAGAAGGGACGCUCUGCCAUCAACGAGGUGGUGACUAGGGAAUACACCAUCAACAUUCACAAGCGCAUCCAUGGCGUGGGCUUCAAGAAACGAGCACCGCGUGCUCUCAAGGAAAUCCGUAAAUUUGCCAUGAAGGAGAUGGGGACUCCCGAUGUUCGCAUUGACACCAGACUGAACAAAGCCGUCUGGGCUAAAGGAAUAAGGAACGUUCCUUAUCGUAUCCGUGUGCGCUUGUCCAGAAAGCGCAACGAGGAUGAAGAUUCACCAAACAAGCUGUACACGCUGGUUACCUAUGUACCAGUCACAACAUUCAAAGGUCUACAGACAGUCAAUGUGGAUGAAAAUUAAACUGAUUUUCAUUACAAUAAAAUGACCAAAAAAAAGUU
Messenger RNA from Dryobates pubescens (Downy woodpecker), 552 nucleotides. RefSeq names its product ribosomal protein L31 (gene RPL31). Lineage: Eukaryota; Metazoa; Chordata; Aves; Piciformes; Picidae. The record is from RefSeq and is a predicted model, not a curated record. The transcript has 5 exons. Gene Ontology annotation, molecular function: structural constituent of ribosome. Gene Ontology annotation, cellular component: cytosolic large ribosomal subunit; ribosome. Gene Ontology annotation, biological process: cytoplasmic translation. The coding region runs from base 137 to 514 and encodes 125 amino acids.